GGUUCUGAAGAACAACACUUGAAUUCAGGAACUGGUACGGGCCAUCCCAGAUCACCACAGUGAAAUCUCCUGGAAAGACCUGGAGGAGAAGCACCUUUGGGAAGCUCCUUUGCGUUCUCUGUGAGGGGAGACUGAAAAACUUCUGGCUGGCCAAAAAGAUUGCAAGAAGAGCCCAGAUAUGGAGAUAGAAAAUGCACAUCCAGUGGGAGAGGAGCCAGCUGAGCCGUGUGGGAAUUCGGUGGAAGGGCAAGCUGUGUGGUCAGGGUUCUGUGGCACCUGGUGGCAGAGUCUCCCAGAGCAGCUGCAGGGUAGCCAGGUGGCUGUGGAGCAGCCACACAACCAGGUCUGGCCACAGCAGAAGAAGCCAAAGAGGGAUGGCCUGAGCCAGACACAAAGCCUCGAGUCCAUGAUGGAAAGACAGCAUCUGGCUCCGGAGAGGCUGCUCCAAGAAUGCCAAGCUCUCAAGGCCCAGGUGAGCUUUGGAACGCCCCUCUCCCUCCCCUCAAUACAGGUGGUGGCGGCAUUCUCUGCCUCUGCUUACUUACAGCUCUGGCAAUACAAGGCGGUGACCUGGGAGCAGGAACGAGAGCGCUCUCUUCGAGUCGAGCACGAUCAGCACAUGCGAGAGCAGUUUUGUCAAGCAGAGCGCUAUGUCUGUGUUCUGGAAAGCAGCUUGGAUCUGUAUAAGAAGAAGUACCAAGCUGCCCUGGGCCGCGUUGCCAAGCUGGAGAGUCGAGUGCAGCAUCUGGAAGAAGAGGCCGGGAGGAAGGCCGCUGGGUGUGCAGAGAAGCAGAGCCUGCCGGAAGGUCCUCAGGGCAAAACCCAAGCAGAGGACAGCCUGGGGCAGCUUGAGGGAGAGCAGCACAGAGCGUGGGAGGUGGGCCAGGGCUGGCAGCUCACCUGCCAGCAAGACCGGACCAUCCAAGAGCUGCAGGUACAGCUGGCUGCUAGCCACACCAAGCUGCUACAGCAAAAGGACGCCCUGGCCAGCUUGUGCCGAGAGUUUGCAUCCUACAAGUUGACUCACGGCUGCUCCAACACACGACAUAGAAAUCAGCUGUUCAGCUGGGAGAUGCUCCGGCAGAAGCCGCAGCAGAGGGAAGAGGUGGGCUUGUGGUGGCAGGCGGAGAAAUACCGGGCCUUGGUGCAGGACCUGAAGCUCGAGCUGGCCAGGGAGACUGAGCAGAGCAGCAGUACCUUGAAAGAACUUGCUCGCCUGGAGCUGGCUGCUCAGGGCCUGUGCAGGGAGGCAGCAGCCGAGCGGAAUUGGCAGCAGCAGGAGCUGGCCGCACUGCAGCACCAGGUCCGCCGAGCGCAGGCACUGCUGGGGCAGAGCCACCGGCUGUGUGCACAGAAGGAGCGGGCAAUCCAGAAACGGGACAGGCUCCUUCGAAGGGCAUGGGCUAGCCACAGCAUCUUUCAGGAGCAGGCCCAGGCCCAGGCCCAUCCCUUGAACACCAUCUCACAGGAGGCAAGGCAAGGCCGAGCAGCAUGUGCCUUUUGGUGUGUGGGGGCACCAGUGCUGCAACAGAGGGGGCCCAAGAGCCCAGAACAGCAGCGGCAGGCUGUGCAGGCACUGGGCCAGGAAGAUGCAGCAGUGAAGAUGGCCCAGGAGCAGCAGGUGGAAUGUGACCUAGAGCUCCAGCAUCCUGGGCGGGUUGGCUGCCCGCUAGAGGCUCUCCAUAGAAGAGGGUGUAGAGCUGAAGCAGAACUGGCACAGAAAGGUGUCUUGGGAGGAGGUGGUCCUGCUGCUGCUGCUGGUGCCUCUGCCAGAGAAUUACUGAAGGAACCAGUGCAGGAGCUGAGCAGGUCCACAUGGCAACCUGUGCAGGCAGCAUCUAUGCCGGAGCUGGAGAUGCUGCAGCGGCAGCAGAUAGAAUCCUUACAAGUCUCCUUGGAGGCAUCACGUGCUGGCCACUGCUGGCUGCACCGGGAGAGUGAAUUGGUGGUGGCCCAUGUUCGCCAGUGGGUAAAGGAGCAAAAGCAGGUGAAUGAGGAACUGGGCCAUAAACUCCGAACGCAGGUCAAGCAAAUUGCCCAGCUCACUGGCGAGAGAGACCUUCUGCAUGAACUAGUGGAGAGACUCCAGCAGGACAACCAACGGUUGAAGAAUGAAGCCGAUGAGAAGCGCAUUGUAUGCGAGCGCAUCAAGGCUCUCCACAAUAGUGAUUUGGAGCCACGUGCUGUACUGCAACAACUCUGGCACAUACUUCUGUGGUGAGCAACUGAAGAAGGGCCCUGCCAACCGAGCCCAGCAGGAAGUUAUGUACAAUGCAGAGAUGGCAGCAACUACAGGCCAAAGCGAGCUGGUGUGUGGCGAGGUGUGGCAAGCUGGCCUUGCUCCUUGCGACCUGG
Molecule: messenger RNA, 2355 nt
Organism: Candoia aspera
Lineage: Eukaryota; Metazoa; Chordata; Lepidosauria; Squamata; Candoiidae
Gene: PMFBP1
Product: polyamine modulated factor 1 binding protein 1
Exons: 15
Coding region: 179-2221 (680 amino acids)
Biological process (GO): spermatogenesis
Source: RefSeq, a predicted model, not a curated record